Lymnaea stagnalis (great pond snail) is the source of this 15898-nucleotide messenger RNA. Lineage: Eukaryota; Metazoa; Mollusca; Gastropoda; Lymnaeidae. The record is from the annotation of a GenBank genome assembly.
GUGCCAGAGGUGCUCAGUGUUUACAAACUCUGAGAAUAAGACUGUGUGUUUGGACGUUCACAGACCUAAAGGCUUAUGGCCACCAGGGUAAGAGACAGACCAUCACAUGGGUGACGGGCUCUUUAAACAUUGUAACACUACAGAUACAUUCAGCUUUAUCUUGUUUCCAUUUGUCAAAUGAAAAGAACUUAUUUGUAAAGAGCAGUCAGUUGGGCUGCCGCCCACCAAGUUUGUGUAAAUAAUCUCAGCAGGGUUGAUUACUUUACCCACAAUCUCAGCAGGGUUGAUUACUUUACCCACAAUCUCAGCACAGUUGAUUACUUUACCCACAAUCUCAGCACGGUUGAUUACUUUACCCACAAUCUCAGCACGGUUGAUUACUUUACCCACAAUCUCAGCACGGUUGAUUACUUUACCCACAAUCUCAGCACGGUUGCUUACUUUACCCACAAUCUCAGCACGGUUGAUUACUUUACCCACAAUCUCAGCACGGUUGAUUACUUUACCCACAAUCUCAGCACGGUUGCUUACUUUACCCACAAUCUCAGCACGGUUGAUUACUUUACCCACAAUCUCAGCACGGUUGAUUACUUUACCCACAAUCUCAGCACGGUUGAUUACUUUACCCACAGAUGCAAAGACACAGAGGAGAGGUUGUGCAACUUGAGGAAUCAAGCCCAGAACAAGUGUAAACGUUACAAGACCUGUAGCCAGUGUCUGGCCACGCACCCGCGUAUCAAGGACCAGGGACCAGUGAGUCUUGCUAACUUUUGUUUUAAUAGUACAGAGACUUCGGGUCCAAAUACUUACCUCCUAUGUAAAGCCUCAACACUCUGACCUAUUAAGUUGAGUUUAAAGUUUAUAUUUUGUUUCUAAGCACUGGAAACUUUAAAGGUUAAACUUAUAUCCUCAACACUGACUUGUUGUGUUGAGGUUAAAGAUUACACUGGUUCUUCUUUUCAAGCACAAGAUUCAUAAAUUAUUUGAUGUCCUGACCUCCAGGUGAUGCCAUGCCAAUAAACACUUUAAAAGCAUGAUCCUAUUGUUUGUUUCCAUCUCAGAACUGUGCCUGGUGCAGCAACUGCCGCACUCCCAGCUGUGUAACUCUAGGCGAAACCUGCCUGAAUCAGUGCAGCUCACCAAUCAGUCAAACCCAGACCCAAGAUUGUAUGGAGAACAGCUGUGCCGCCUCUGACUGUGAAAAGUGUGCGAAACUAGGGAACUGUUUCUGGAGCAGACACUUUCAGAGAUCCAGUGAGUCCAUUAUGUUUUUUCUGGUUACGACAUAUCCCCAGUGGUUUUUUAACCAAAGAUCAUCAACAUACGGGCAGUUGAAUCAUGAUCCAGCUGACUUAGAGCUUGGAGACAAAUGUUUUUGAUUGGAGCUUUGAAUGAAUCAUCAAAUAUCUGAGGAAAGGUCCUCUAAGAAAAUACAUUUGUGAUUGGGCCUGAUGAAUUAAAAAAAAACUACUUCUAAAUUAAACAAAGUAUAGAGUUCAUUUAGGGACUAACCUGUUAUGAAUAUAUUUAAGCCCCUCUUUGUUUAUACAUCACAAUGGUGGUUUUGAUGUCAAUUUCUGGCCGUUUUUAACUUGGUAUGUACAUCACAUGGUGGUUUUGAUGUCAAUGUCUGGCCGUUUUUAACUUGGUCUGUACAUCACAUGGUGGUUUUGAUGUCAAUGUCUGGCCGUUUUUAACUUGGUCUGUACAUCACAUGGUGGUUUUGAUGUCAAUGUCUGGCCGUUUUCAACUUUUUACCCUCCAGAUAUUUGAAAGUUCACUUUAUAAUCCGUGCAAGAAAAAGAAAGUUCUUUAAGAAAAUACUCUAUAUCUUGAGCCUGUCUGUACAUGGAAGAAAAUACUCUAUAUCUUGAGCCUGACUGUACACGGAAGAAAAUACUCUAUAUCUUGAGCCUGUCUGUACAUGGAAGAAAAUACUCUAUAUCUUGAGCCUGUCUGUACAUGGAAGAAAAUACUCUAUAUCUUGAGCCUGUCUGUACACGGAAGAAAAUACUCUAUAUCUUGAGCCUGUCUGUACACGGAAGAAAAUACUCUAUAUCUUGAGCCUGUCUGUACACGGAAGAAAAUACUCUAUAUCUUGAGCCUGUCUGUACACGGAAGAAAAUACUCUAUAUCUUGAGCCUGUCUGUACACGGAAGAAAAUACUCUAUAUCUUGAGCCUGUCUGUACACGGAAGAAAAUACUCUAUAUCUUGAGCCUGUCUGUACACGGAAGAAAAUACUCUAUAUCUUGAGCCUGUCUGUACACGGAAGAAAAUACUCUAUAUCUUGAGCCUGUCUGUACACGGAAGAAAAUACUCUAUAUCUUGAGCCUGUCUGUACACGGAAGAAAAUACUCUAUAUCUUGAGCCUGUCUGUACACGGAAGAAAAUACUCUAUAUCUUGAGCCUGUCUGUACACGGAAGAAAAUACUCUAUAUCUUGAGCCUGUCUGUACACGGAAGAAAAUACUCUAUAUCUUGAGCCUGUCUGUACACGGAAGAAAAUACUCUAUAUCUUGAGCCUGUCUGUACACGGAAGAAAAUACUCUAUAUCUUGAGCCUGUCUGUACACGGAAGAAAAUACUCUAUAUCUUGAGCCUGACUGUACACGGAAGAAAAUACUCUAUAUCUUGAGCCUGACUGUACAUGGAAGAAAAUACUCUAUAUCUUGAGCCUGUCUGUACACGGAAGAAAAUACUCUAUAUCUUGAGCCUGUCUGUACACGGAAGAAAAUACUCUAUAUCUUGAGCCUGUCUGUACACGGAAGAAAAUACUCUAUAUCUUGAGCCUGACUGUACACGGAAGAAAAUACUCUAUAUCUUGAGCCUGACUGUACACGGAAGAAAAUACUCUAUAUCUUGAGCCUGACUGUACAUGGAAGAAAAUACUCUAUAUCUUGAGCCUGACUGUACACGGAAGAAAAUACUCUAUAUCUUGAGCCUGACUGUACACGGAAGAAAAUACUCUAUAUCUUGAGCCUGACUGUACACGGAAGAAAAUACUCUAUAUCUUGAGCCUGUCUGUACACGGAAGAAAAUACUCUAUAUCUUGAGCCUGUCUGUACACGGAAGAAAAUACUCUAUAUCUUGAGCCUGUCUGUACACGGAAGAAAAUACUCUAUAUCUUGAGCCUGUCUGUACACGGAAGAAAAUACUCUAUAUCUUGAGCCUGUCUGUACACGGAAGAAAAUACUCUAUAUCUUGAGCCUGUCUGUACACGGAAGAAAAUACUCUAUAUCUUGAGCCUGUCUGUACACGGAAGAAAAUACUCUAUAUCUUGAGCCUGUCUGUACACGGAAGAAAAUACUCUAUAUCUUGAGCCUGUCUGUACACGGAAGAAAAUACUCUAUAUCUUGAGCCUGUCUGUACACGGAAGAAAAUACUCUAUAUCUUGAGCCUGUCUGUACACGGAAGAAAAUACUCUAUAUCUUGAGCCUGUCUGUACACGGAAGAAAAUACUCUAUAUCUUGAGCCUGUCUGUACACGGAAGAAAAUACUCUAUAUCUUGAGCCUGUCUGUACACGGAAGAAAAUACUCUAUAUCUUGAGCCUGUCUGUACACGGAAGAAAAUACUCUAUAUCUUGAGCCUGUCUGUACACGGAAGAAAAUACUCUAUAUCUUGAGCCUGUCUGUACAUGGAAGAAAAUACUCUAUAUCUUGAGCCUGUCUGUACAUGGAAGAAAAUACUCUAUAUCUUGAGCCUGUCUGUACAUGGAAGAAAAUACUCUAUAUCUUGAGCCUGUCUGUACAUGGAAGAAAAUACUCUAUAUCUUGAGCCUGACUGUACAUGGAACAAAAUACUCUAUAUCUUGAGCCUGACUGUACACGGAAGAAAAUACUCUAUAUCUUGAGCCUGACUGUACACGGAAGAAAAAAUAGUUAACAGUACACCAUGUUUUUGUGCUGUAUAUUUUUUGACUCACAGUUUGUAUACUUGCCUCAAUUUGUUUCUGACUUGAUAGUCCUGCUCCUAAGGGUUUCAGCUAUUGAUGUUUCAUCCAAAGGGUGAUUAGAUUCAUUACUGCUCUUCACGGAAUUCAGUUCCAGUAUUGUAACUUUGCCAGCCACGAAGAAGAUUACACUGUUGACCAUGAAAUGGAUUACAAUGUUUUCUUAACUAUCUCCCCCCCAGCUGAAGCAGGUCGUUACUUCACCCCCCAGCCCAUGUACAACUGGAACUGUGUCACGUCCGGACUGAAGCCGUCUGCCACGGGCAAAUACUACUCUGCUCCCCCCGAGCAGUGUCCAGCGCGGUGCCACACGCACAGAACCUGUGAGAGCUGUCUGAAGUCCCACGGCAGUGAAGGGGGGUCCAGUGAGUGUAUGUGGAGUGAGAUGCUUCAGGAGGUAAGAGCAUUCAUUUAUUCAUUCAUAUAUUUAUUUUGAGUAAACAAAUUUUGAACUAAUACCUCACCCAUUCAUCCAUGGAGCCAAAGAUGUGCAAUUAAAACAGCAUGAAAGAUCAAAACAAAAUCAUCCCAUCUUAGUUAAGUAUGCAGCAUUUAAAACAAUAAUUUUCUGUUUUUUCUUAAAAAUGUAUAGCUAAACUAGCACCAAUGGCAUAAUCAAUACUUCCAAGUAUAAUAUUACAGCCAUUUAAGAAAUGGAAGAAGAAAAAAAAUGCAACUGAAAAAAUUUUGAUUUACUCCUUAAGUUAAAGAAAAGUAGAUAUCAAGUAUAUAACAUCAAAUAUUUCUAAACUUAUCUUUAUACAUUUUAUUCUUCAACAGUGUAUGGCACCAGCCUACCUCCCCUUGAGAUGCACCCUGGGAGAGUGCCAUUUUGUCAGAGCGGGUAGAGAAUACACCUGCCCCACUCCUUGUGAGACUUACACAAAGUGUGCCGACUGCAUAGCCUCCCCUGACUGUGGCUGGUGUGCGUUUGGCGGAAUGAACGGCCAGGGGGUCUGUAUGCCAGGUGGUAUCCUGGGUCCCACUCAAGGUGGGGCAUGCUCCGAAGGAAACUUCAGUAUCAGCCUACCUUUUGUUAGUGAAAUAGGUAGGUUGCACUAAUGAAAUCAAUGGGGAGGACUGUCCGUAUUAGAUGAUAUACCUUUUGUUAGUGAAAUAGGUUGGUUGCACUAAUGAAAUCAAUGGGGAGGACUGUCCGUAUUAGAUGAUAUACCUUUUGUUAGUGAAAUAGGUAGGUUGCACUAAUGAAAUCAAUGGGGAGGACUGUCCGUAUUAGAUGAUAUACCUUUUGUUAGUGAAAUAGGUUGGUUGCACUAAUGAAAUCAAUGGGGAGGACUGUCCGUAUUAGAUGAUAUACCUUUUGUUAGUGAAAUAGGUAGGUUGCACUAAUGAAAUCAAUGGGGAGGACUGUCCGUAUUAGAUGAUAUACCUUUUGUUAGUGAAAUAGGUUGGUUGCACUAAUGAAAUCAAUGGGGAGGACUGUCCGUAUUAGAUGAUAUACCUUUUGUUAGUGAAAAAGGUUGGUUGCACUAAUGAAAUCAAUGGGGAGGACUGUCCGUAUUAGAUGAAAUACCUUUUGUUAGUGAAAUAGGUUGGUUGCACAAAUGAAAUCAAUGGGGAGGACAGUCCGUAUUAGAUGAUAUACCUUUUGUUAGUGAAAAAGGUUGGUUGCACUAAUGAAAUCAAUGGGGAGGACUGUCCGUAUUAGAUGAAAUACCUUUUGUUAGUGAAAAAGGUUGGUUGCACUAAUGAAAUCAAUGGGGAGGACUGUCCGUAUUAGAUGAAAUACCUUUUGUUAGUGAAAUAGGUAGGUUGCACUAAUGAAAUCAAUGGGGAGGACUGUCCGUAUUAGAUGAAAUACCUUUUGUUAGUGAAAUAGGUUGGUUGCACUAAUGAAAUCAAUGGGGAGGACUGUCCGUAUUAGAUGAUAUACCUUUUGUUAGUGAAAAAGGUUGGUUGCACUAAUGAAAUCAAUGGGGAGGACUGUCCGUAUUAGAUGAUAUACCUUUUGUUAGUGAAAUAGGUUGGUUGCACUAAUGAAAUCAAUGGGGAGGACUGUCCGUAUUAGAUGAUAUACCUUUUGUUAGUGAAAAAGGUUGGUUGCACUAAUGAAAUCAAUGGGGAGGACUGUCCGUAUUAGAUGAUAUACCUUUUGUUAGUGAAAAAGGUUGGUUGCACUAAUGAAAUCAAUGGGGAGGACUGUCUGUAUUAGAUGAUAUACCUUUUGUUAGUGAAAUAGGUUGGUUGCACUAAUGAAAUCAAUGGGGAGGACUGUCCGUAUUAGAUGAUAUACCUUUUGUUAGUGAAAUAGGUUGGUUGCACUAAUGAAAUCAAUGGGGAGGACUGUCCGUAUUAGAUGAAAUACCUUUUGUUAGUGAAAUAGGUUGGUUGCACUAAUGAAAUCAAUGGGGAGGACUGUCCGUAUUAGAUGAAAUACCUUUUGUUAGUGAAAUAGGUUGGUUGCACUAAUGAAAUCAAUGGGGAGGACUGUCCGUAUUAGAUGAUAUACCUUUUGUUAGUGAAAUAGGUAGGUUGUACUAAGGAAAUCAAUGGGGGGUACUGUCCGUAUUAGAUGUUAUCAAAAAAGCUAAGUUUGUGAGACCUAGCAACCAACGUCCGAUAGUAAUUUGAGGUUCUACCUCAGUGCAAAAGGUCUGUAGCAUUAAAUUUGUACUUUAUACUUUAAAGAUAGACAAGAAGAUGUGGCUCAACUGUAAGGUUAAUACUUCUGAAUGACCAUCAAAUAAAGGGGCUGGAAAAGGCUGCAAACUUCCAGGUGGCAGCCGUGCAAAUUAUUUAAAUGUAAAUUUGUUAUACAUUAAGUAUCAAAUCAUUCUAGUUUUAUUGUUGAAAUUAAGUCUCACAAUGCUUGUUAAUCUACAAUUUUGUCUCAACAUUUAUUUGGAGACAUUGUUUCCUGAAUACCACACCAUGCCAACAAUAAGCGACUUAUUUAAUAUGAAAUAAUUUUUUAAAAUGUUUUCUUGUCAAUUUGUUUCAAUGACCACCUACAGUGUUUUACAGUGCUUGUAAUAACUUGUCACAAUGUCUUUCAGUGGAAGGCAAAGGCAAGCCAGAGAUCCCCUCAUCACAUAUAGCCCACCCUAUCUGGUCGUACGACACGUGCCAGCCCGAGAAUGAAUGCCUCAACAACCACCACACUUGUAAUAACAUAACCCAGAACUGCUACGACACCCUGAAACACUUCAGGUGUGACUGCAAGGAAGGAUACAUCUUGAUGUAAGUGCAUUUCUGCUGCUUAUGUUAUUUAAAACCUGGAAACAGCAGAUCUUGAAAUAGUAUUGUCCCUGGCAUAUGCUCUAACUUACCUCGUCUGGAUUGUAUCAUUGUUCAUGAUCAUCAUUCUGGCUGAGCCUUCAAAUAGCCUUCAAAUUUUUAUAAUUGUAGCUCAACUUUGUGCCUUCAUUUUUUAGCUACUUUAUUGUGUGUAGAAAGUAGAGCCAAUCCCUCUAUGACCACAGGACUUGUGUGUCCUGCAUAUGGGCAAGCUUUCCAGGCACAGUUAGAAGUUUCAAGUCACCUGCGCACCCGCCGUCAAUUAUAUCAGUGGCCAUCUUCCCAUGCCAAAGACGAACAACACUUUUUUUGUAAUAAAAUUACAAUGAUAAGAGGCUAACUAUAUAUUUUAAACAUUGGACAAGAUCAUAAAUUCCAUGGCCUGUUUUUUGUGUUUUUUUUUAAUAGUUCAAACACUUCAAAUAUUUUAAGUUGUUUUUAAAGGGUACUUGUUCAAUGUCCAGAUCCUUCAGUCCACAUGGGUUUCUAGGAAAAACAACAAAUAUAAAAAAAUAUAAAAAAAACAACUCCUUUCAAUGUUAAUAUAUUAUUAUUUAGCAAUGUUAUGUCCUGUGAGUUUCUUGUUAUUCUCUUAUGACGGGCAUAAAUUAAUUUUAUCCCCAGAGCCAACAAGUGUGAACCCGUGUGCCACCAAAGCUGUGUGAAAGGUGUGUGCAUCAAGCCUGACCACUGCCAGUGUGACUUUGGCUACGUGGGCAGCAACUGCUCGGUGGAGUGCCUCUGCAACAAGCACAGCAACUGUAAGAGUGUCGCUGAGCCGGGGAAAUGUCUCAAGUGUGAGAACAACACGAGGGUGAGCGCAAUCUGAAAUCUGGCACAAGUGUUUUGUGGGUCUCACAUUUUAUUCAAUCGGAUCUCUUAUUUCAGUUUUAAGCCUGAAAAAAAUUCUUGUUGAUUAUCAUUUUCUGUUACAAAAGUAUAGUUUACCAUAAAGACUUGUGAUUUUAUUUGCACCAUUAGAAAACAAUGGCAUGGAUAUUUAUUGAACAGGUACAAACAACAAUGCCAACUUUAAAUUGUUGAAAUCUGUUUGUUGCUUUACCUCUAGCCAGGUACUGUUUGUAUAAAUAUUUGGUUAAAUUUGUUAAUCUGGAGAAACUGCUCUAUGGAGGUGUAAUGAAGGCUACGGUGUCACCUUAAAGUAAAUUAUGUCUUGUUAUUUGAUGUGAUUGCAGGGUGACCGAUGUGAAGAAUGCUUGCCUGGAUUUGUUGGUAACCCAGAGGAGGGUGGACGUUGUAUUCCCUGCAGGGAGUUCUGUAACAAUCACACAGACAAGUGCAUGACUAAAGAUGAUUAUAAUCUCUCUUUGGUGGGAAACUCUGCUGUGAGUUUACAGUACUAGCUUUUGUUUAUAUUUAUAACCAAUAAAAUAUAACUAGUGUACACAAUGAGACAAAUGUUCAGCUUAUUGUUAGAUGAUAUGACAAGCAUUUUUGUGUUUGUUCCAGAGGGUGGGAACGGGAAUUAUAAAAAAAAAAUAUCCAAUUUUAUUUUAUAAGAAAAAUAACAGGAAUGAUCAGGAGGGUGUCAUUCAGCGAUUCAGUUCCAUUAUGGAAAAAAAAAAAAAAUCCUUUCAUCCAUAAUCUUUGAUCUUUACAUAACAAACUUGAACAAUUCCAACAAAUUACAAAAUCAACUAAUGCAUGACAUCUGUAAAAAAACAAAGAAAGAUGCAGAAGUGUCGGAACUGUCAAAGGUAAACCUGUUUUAUGAUUUAAUCUCUGUUUGAAUUUUUUUUCUCUCCCUUUUAGAAAUCAAAAAGCUUUUACAAAAAUCAGGCCCAGUGUUUUGAUUGCCAGCACAACACAACAGGUGAACACUGUGGGAGCUGCAUCAGUGGCCACUUCCGUAAGAUGGACGAGCCAAAGACCAAACCUUGUCGGGAGUAAGUGGGUCUAUUCAUUAAUGUUUACACUGUCAGUAGCUGUUUAGUUGGCAUUAUUUCCAUGUUUGGAGCACGUGGAUCUAUUCAUUAAUGUUUACUCUGCCAGUAGCUGUUUAGCUGGUUUAAACUUGUUAAUAAGAUUUUUGGAAUAUCUUGAAUACAAUGCUGAGGUGGUUGAAUCAGUUAUCUCAGUCACCAGUUGUUUUUGACAAAUGCUGAGAUAAUGUUGCAUUAACCUAAUCAACCCGUAGCGGCCAAAUCAGGCGAAAUCCAGCCAGUACUGAUUCAAUCCCACUAUGGCCAAAUCCGGCCACUCAACCCUUUGUUUACACAUUGCUAAAUAGGAAGCGGAAAUCUCGCUAUUUAAAAAAAAAUCUCGCUAGAAACGAGACCAAUGGAGAUUACUCUCGUUUUUAAAUAUUUUUAUUUAUUGGGCGAGGAGUAUUAAUUAUUUAAAAGGCAGAUUUUUAUUUUAGUGUUAUGAUCAUUAGUAUUCAAAUACUUCGUCAGAAAUUGACUUUUAUGAAUUUACACAAGAAAAGCAUUAGGAAUGUUACACAACAUGUAACCAUCUAUGAAUGCAAAUCAAUUUAUUUCAGAUAAAUAUACUGUUCAAUAGAUUUGUUUAAAAAUUUUUUCAAAACCUUUCUACGGUAAGGAUGGAGUUGCUCCCCUUAGGUUCAGGUUUCCAAUGAUAAAAUUUCUGAGCGCCCAGGAUUGAAGGGGUUUAGAUAACAAAUUUUCUUUGAAAAGUGUUUCAAUUGUAAAUGUAGAAAGCAAAGUCAGUUCAAUACACUGAAAAUGAGAGGUCUAUUUAACAUGUAUUCUUUUAAAUCUAGCGAACAAGUUUUUAUCUUGCUUCUUUUCACUCAGAUGUCAGUGCAAUGGUCACGGCAACGUUUGUAACAUGGACACAGGAGAGAACUGCCAGUGUAAGAACAACACUGAGACCAUGUGUGAGAAGGAUGUUGAAUGCUGGGAAAUGCAGGUAAAUUCUGGAUUGCAAUGUAACUGCCAGGACUAGACUACAUCUGUGCUCUGUAAAUUUUAUUUGUCUUGAAUUAUUUCUAGAUCUUAGUUUAAAUUUUAGAUUUCGACUUGUUUAAUAGGAUCUGAGAGGGCCGUUGUAAUCUAUUUUUAUAACGCACAAGAGAGCUGUACAAUUUUUUUAUACCCCUGUUUGGUUCCAACACUCCUCUUCCUUUCACUCAUUUACAGUUGGGGGUAGUUAUCAGAAUAUAAUAUAUUAGUGCAAAAUAGGGUAUUCUUUUUCUUUUUUUUUAACCAUCUUUUCCUAAAUUAUUAAUCUCAAGUUACUUGGUAGGCUUUUUAAAUGAACCACGUAAAAUCUCACCAGUAACUUUAUUUUUACCUGUGACAGACUGUGAUAAUGUGAUCUGCAUGUUUACUCAAUAUAAAUUAAUAUCUAUAGCAAAUACACGUCUGCAAAAAAAAAACGUGACAGCAGAUUUAAAUAUUUAAAAAUGUUGGUCAUUUAUUUUUGGAGUUAUCUUUUUUGACUCAAGCCUUGCUCAAUCCCACUAUACAUUAUAAAUACUGUAUGUUUAUUGAUUUACUUGUAAUAUUCUAUAUGGUACAAUUUUGAGGUUAUGUACGAUAUAAAAAUAAAAACUUUCAUUCUUUAAUUUAUUAAUAGUUUUCUUUCAAUAAUUCUGUUCAUGCUUCGAAAAAGCCAAUCCAAAUGCAGACAGAAAUUCAUUUGAGAGUUAAUACAUGACCGCCUCCACAUAAUUCUGGAGCAAAAGACGCGUAUGUUGUGGGUCUUGCACCUUUUACAUGGUGACCAGUGGAAACAAGAGAGAUCUCUCAUGGAGCUUUAUUUAUUCAGUAUUUUAAUGACCCAUUCUUAAACACAGCACAAAACAACAGAAACUGAGCAUUAAACAAAAUUCUAAAAAUGGAGAAGAUUUCAACUUUCAAGACAGGAAUUUUUCAUUCCAAUAAAGUAAAGAAUACCAGUGACGAGCUUGCUGUUAAACAUUUGGCAAUCAUAUGCUAAUGUAAAAAAAAUAUAUAAAUAUAUAAUCCAAAAUGCCAUAAUUUCCUCAGUGUGCAAACUGCAAGGAGUAUUUCCUGGGCACGCCGACCAACGGCCACCAGUGCUAUCGUCAGAUGAAUGUAGACAGGGACUACUGCUUCGACCCAGACACUCAAAACAACUGCAACCAGUUCCCCAAGGCUCUGCAGAUGGGAAAAACCGUUUUCUUUGUGGUGCAGCCAAAGUAUCUCAAUGUGGAUAUAAGGAUCACCAUAGAUGUCACUGUGGGAAGUGAGUCUUGUUGCUUUAUCCAUGUCUCUGUGUUGCAAGCUGUGUGAUGAAUGCGAUGGCCACAUCUGCUUUUUCUUUCAAAACACAGAAAUGCUUGAAAAUUAUUUAUGCUUUAAAGACACUUUUUAAAUGUUUAAAAUUUCAACCAGGGUUUAACUUCAUUCUUGAGUUGGAGGCCUGAAAAAGAUGUUUUUCAGAGGUCAGGGGUCAUGAUUUAACUACCCUUGAUAUCUGACCCUUAAACAUAAAGAAAACACCAUUAGAUAAUAAUAGGAAUAAAAUCAACACUUUAUUCUUCCUUUUUAUAUUUAUUCUACCCCGGCAACCUUUUUACACUUGUUCAUUUCAGGUGCAGAUGUCUUCUUGUCUAACAAAAAGGACACCUAUCAAGUAUUCAACGAUGAGUUCUACAGAAUGCACACCAUUUUCCUGGACAAAACAUACGCAUCUGGUCGGGCUGGACUGGCACGCAGGAGUAUCAUGAUUAAUUCAGGUGAAUUUGACGAUGAAGUCAUUCGACGCAGCCUGCAGCUGCAUGAGAGUGGGUCCGUCCUUAUUACAGACAAGGUCCCCGAUUAUCUAAAGCUCAAAACCACCGACACGGAAUUCUACAAGCUGUCCCAGUUUGAGAGCCUGAAGAAAGCGGCUGCAAAGCCAGGAGACAGCAGCAGGAAGAAAGAUUCCAAGGCAAAUAGUUCCAACCUCUAUUUUGAUUUCUCUGAAAGCACGGACAAAGAUGAUGAUGAUUCCAGCGAUAAGGAGGAUGACGAGGAUGAGGCUGAGGAUGCAUUCGACGAAGACCGGAAAGGAGGGAAAAAAUUGAACAAGCGCAAACUGAAGCACAAAAAAGGGCGUAAGACUCAGAAGAAUUUCCACGAGAGUGUGAGGCAAAAAAUGAGCUAUAUUCAGGACUUCAAACCGGAUGACAUAGAGAAACUUUUCUAUGUUGUGUCUGACAAAAGUUCCAACUUGGAGAAUGAAAGUGUGCUGCCCCAGCAUUACGAAAAUGUACUCAACAAAUGGAGGAAUCAGACGGCGGCCAAGAAACGGCAGAGGAGGGGAACAGUUGUCACCGAUGCCAACAAGGAAGGGAAAAGCUUGGCAGGGCUGAGCGGAACCAAGAUGGGAGAGAUUGAGGCUGGAGAACUGAAUACGUACAUCACCGUGGGACAGCAGAACAGCAUGCUGGUUGUUCGGGAUGUCAGGUUCCGUUUGGUCAUAACGCUGCCUCGUGACCAGCACGACCUGCGGACAUCCAAGUUCUUUAUCAUCGUGAGGUCGCGUGGUGGAAGCCCCGAUAACACAACGUAUGGCAACUUGUAUUUCAGACAGGAUCAGCCUCACAUUGAUCUGUUUGUAUUUUUCUCUGUGUUUUUCUCCUGCUUUUUCCUAUUCUUGGCCGUGUGCGUGAUGCUGUGGAAGAUGAAACAGACAUUUGACGCCCGCAGGUCGCGGCAGAUGAGAGAAAGGGAAAUGGAAUGCAUGGCGUCUCGGCCAUUUGCAAGAAUUCUUGUCCUGGUGGAGCACGAUGAACCACUUUAUCUCCCGCUCCAUUCUGGUUUGAUAAGGCGCCGUUCAAGACUGAGCCGUUACCGAAAUCAGUAUUACAACAACAAUGAGAUCAACACCUUGUCAAGCUUGCCCCCGCCCAGAGAGCUGCGUGUCAUCCCCAUCGCCAUUGAGCCAACAGAGGACGGGCUUGCCAGCGUCGGAACCGUUUUGUUUCAGCUGCCAGGCGGGUCUGCCGCACCAUCACAUUUGUGUCUGGGCUCGGCGCUGACCACAAGAAUCACACCCCCGGUGCUGACACAGAAAUCUGCAAACAUUAGACGGCGAACCAGUGCAUCCUCGUGCUGAGAUUAGUCCAGAAACUAUUUAUUACAAACUGUCCUCAUUUGAUGGUUCAGCUUCACUGUGUGAGCUCACCUGCAGUGGGGUGCAAUAGACGGCUGAUAAUUCUAUAACAUAGAUAAGUGGAGAGACCUCCUACAAUGCAUCCAACAAGCCAUAUGAACUGCAAUUAAUUAGUAUUAUUAUUUUUGCUUUUUAUUAGUCUGGGCUGCAUGGGGUAGCCAUGUUUGUCAACAGGAUGCUGGUAAAAACGUACUGAAUGGUAACUGACCAAUGACAGUCCUUUAUAAGAGUCUUCAGUGAAGAAAUGGACAAUGAAAAUUUAAUUGUUGCCAGUUAAUGCAAGUUGAAAGUGCGGAUUUAAAAAUCCUCGAAUGGCAGAUAGCUUAAAAGAUUUUCAAAAUUGCAAAUGAAUGAUUUUGAUACCGGUAUUGUUCAAAAGCUUUAGUAGCAGAUUUUCAGUUACAGAAAAGUCAAUAAACAUAAGACACUACCACUUGAAACAACUUUUGUGUGAAAGACCCAAUUUUCUAUUUAUUUUUUUUUUUGAGAAUUGUAAGUCUGUUGAUGCGUAAUGAGAAAUAACAAAAAGUCAGUGGAUGUGAAAUGAGUGUUACAAAAAAAAAAAAAAAAUCUGUAGGUGUGAAUUUGUGAAAUGAGAAAAAGUUAUAAACAUUCUCCUCAGCUUGAAGAGAAAUAUUUAUGGUGUGUUAAACUUUUCAUGGCUGUUAAAAAAAAAAAGAACAUUUUUUAACAAAUUUGUAUCUUGUACUGAUAAUUUAAUCUGAUAUAUAAUUAUGAACAAGUUUGGAUGUAAUAUUUUCCCCUAGCUACAUGUCUCAACAAUUGUUUUAAUGUUUUAUUCAAAGUUCUUAUGGUAUGAUGAUAUUCUGUUGUUAUAUUUUUGUUAUAGCUGAUCAAUGAUCUUAAAACUGUAUUGUUUUGGGUCAUCUCCACAAAGUGUCCAUCACCACAUGGAGCAUCUUGUUAUUUGGCCAUACUGGUUUUAAACCUGUUCAUUAUUCAUACAUGUCAGUAGUUAAAAAACAAACCAGAAAAUAUUUGGUUGUUCAUAUUUAUGUGAAGAUUCAAUGUGAGAUUUGGUGGUUUGCCAUUGGAGAAAUGUCAGGGUAAAAUGUUCAACUGUUAUGGUGAAUCUUACUGCUCUGGAUCACCCAACCGCCCAUCCUGGUAGAUCUACUGUUCAGAGAGAAUCUUACUGCCAUGGAUCACCCAACGACGGCCAUGCUGGUAGAUCUACUGCUCAGAAGGUGCACAUCUUAACUGCCACCACACAUGGAUUUUAAUGCUCAUCAAGUUGACUAAGAUAGACCAAGUUGUAAUUUGAGAUAAACUUAAUCUGAAAACAAUUAAAUGAUGGUUGGGGGGUCAUCCCCCCCCCCAACCCACUUUCUCUGAAUCAACACAUCACCUAAAAUAAUCCUUUGUUAUUUUCUCUUUGCUGAUUAGCCAGAGCACUUAUUAGAUUAAGCCUCAUAUUCUUGCUGAAAAUCCUAGGUGGAUUAGAAAACUGAGUGUAAUCCAACUGUUUUAAACUGUCAUUCAUCCUGAUGUUCUCGUCAAACAGUACUUAAUUUGACCUGCAUUGUCUUUGUUCUUUAAAUGUACAUUCUUUUAAAUGGAAUGAUCCAUUCAUUUCUCUGAAGACUUUGCUUCCUGCGGCACUGAUGCAUUUCUUGUGUUUCACCACUUACCAAUCUCCAUCAAAACCUUUUUUUGAUUUCUUUUUUUUCCCUCCCCUAUCUUCUUCAUGUUAUUGGAAAAAAAAAGGGGGGGGGGUGGAAGAGCAUCUAAGGAACUUAAUAGUGAUAGCAAUCCUUGAGUCUACAAUCAAAACCUCAGUAGUGUACAUUCAUCUGGUUGAUUUGAUUCUCCUUGAAUUUUUAUCCACACUUUCAUGACUGGAGUGCCGUGUAUAUUAAAACAAUCUAAGCUAUUUCCUUGGCAGAAGAAAUUUUUGAAUUUCUCAAUAAUGCACAAAAAAUAUUUCACCAGGGUGGUGGAUCAAUUUUUGUGUUGUUGGGUGGGGGGAGAGGGUGCCAUGAAAAUGUAUAUGCAUGCCACCGAAGAGGACCCUUGAGGCCUAAAGCUAUCUUCAUUUGUAGCCGCACACCAAACUAAAUUAACCAACGAAUGAAAGUUGAAUCCACUAUGAUGUUGUCCUUGCUGGCACCCAAGGCCUGUAGUACUUGCUGGCUCUUUAAGUCCAAGGUCUUAUUCUAGUCGUCUACUCUAUAUUUUAUUUGCACUUGUGUUCACUUCUUUUACCCCUUGUUUUCCCCAGUACUGUACAAUUCUAAUGAGGUACAAUUGAUCUUUGCUUACAAUUUGAUGUAUGGUAUGUAUAUAUUGCUAUAUUUGGUUAUAGAUGCUGUACAGUUUUAUUGUAUGGUUAUAUAAUGGUUCCAAAUGCUUGUCAACAACACACAUUGAUAUUUUAGAAGUAUCAAUAGGGAAAAAAACAACCAAAAACAUGUAUCAUGUAUAUUAACAGAACAUUGUCAUGGACAUAUUUUCUCCUACAUUUGCACUGACACUGAAUAGACAUUGUAUUAUAAAAUCGUAUUCCAUUGAUAAAAUGCCAGUCACAGUGAAAAGAUGUUUUUAAAAAGGCCAGUUUGG